Messenger RNA from Rhipicephalus sanguineus (brown dog tick), 1262 nucleotides. RefSeq lists its product as uncharacterized. The transcript has 2 exons. NCBI's taxonomy places the organism in Eukaryota, Metazoa, Arthropoda, Arachnida, Ixodida, Ixodidae. The record is from RefSeq and is a predicted model, not a curated record. The coding region runs from base 70 to 1122 and encodes 350 amino acids.
ACUUGCGGAGUUUUGUGAUAUCAUUUGGCAUUAAGUGUAUCUAAUACGCCGCGUGAACGAUCUAUAGCCAUGGUCAAAAAGACCGUAAAGUGUUCAGGAUGCGGAAUGGGGCGGAAAAUAGAGGUUUGUGAGGAUGAGACGACAGAGAGAGCUGACGCCAAGUGUAAGCAAUGCGAGUUAGAGGCGAAGAUGGAAAUAAUGAUGGCCGCCCAGAAUGAGCUCGUGGUGAGAAUCUCCGAGCUGGAGAAAGCGGUAGCGACAGAGCGGGAAAAAACGAUGGCUAUGGCGGAAAGGCUUAAGUCAGCCGAGGAGGGAUUAGCAAAGGUAGCCAUGCCAGCAAAGGUAGCCACGGGGAACAAGGAAGCAAGCGACAGCGGGAACAAUGGGGCAUCGACCCUCACAGUGGUAGGCGCGAAGGGGGAAACAGGUUUGGAAAAGACAGGUGCAAGGGUCACAGGACCCACCUUCCGCGAAGUAGUCUUGGGAACGGGAGUGGACAAAACAACAGCAGUAGCACGCGCUAGUAACAGGUGCAGUGGCCAGGUGCGGGAAAGUCCAGCAGAAAAGUCGGAUCACGUGAUAAUCGCCGGGGACUCGAAUUUAGCUACAUGCGCAGAAGCAGUCAAGGAAAGGGUGAGAGGCGACAAACGAGUUUUAAUAGGGAAGUUCCCGGGCCAUAGGCUGGGAUCAGUGAUGAGACAAGCUAACGCAAAACUCGCAACUAAGUCUAAUGGACGUAACCUCGUGAUAAUCGCGGGAGGUCUAAACGACGUCUUGAGUAACGAAUCAGCCGAACUAGCGACCACAUUGGCGAAAGGGGUCGAUGACAUGCGCGCCAUUUCCCCUCAGGUGCAGAUAGUGGUAUGCACAAUACCGGAGGUACCGGUGCGUGACGGCAACCUGCAAAGAGCGGUUGUCGACGCAAACAAAGAGAUAUGGCAGAUGAGUAGAGAUAAAGGCACCGAUGUAGUGGAAAUAAACAGAGAGGUGCACAGGUGGGGUGGUUUUCGAAGAGACGGAAUACACUUCGAUAGGAGGCUUGGCCAUGAGGUGGGUUGGCGUCUUGCAGGACGCGCAGUAGCUUUUUUGGGGGGCACGCGGGCCCUUCGGUGCCCAUGGUAGCUUGUAAUGAGGAAAACAACCAGGGGGACUCUUUGACAGGUAGUAUAGCGAAAAAACAGAGAAAAGACAAAAGGUAAAAGAAGGGAGAAGGCGCGUGUUGCAAUUAGUUACAUUAACAUGCAGGGUGGCAGAAAAAAGGC